ACGAAGUGGGCGGUGCCAUAAAAAAGUGUUAAACUUCACUGUACUCCGACUAGCAACAGGAUUUACUUUUAAUCUGUUCGUAAAUGGAGUACGAAGACACACAGAAACAACCAAAGCAGCCAGUUGAAGAACAUCACAGGGAAGGAGCAGCGCCUUGCCUCACACAUUGCUAAAACGGAGUUCAGGGGCCUUCAGGAUGGACCCGGUACUUCCCAGUGAUGUUUUUGACUCAGAUCUGCUGGGGACAGAAAGUGAGGAACUCCGGCUUAAAGUGGACUUCUUCAGAAAACUGGGGUACUCCACAGCAGAGGUGAAAGCCGCUCUGAGAAAGCUGGGCCUAAGCACUGACACCAACGCAAUGCUCGGGGAGCUUGUGAGGAACAGAACCACCAACACGUCACCCGGUGUUUCUGACAGCGAUGAGAGGAGCACAGAUCUGAAAGAGCUGCUGCUGCCUCCCAGUUGGGACGUUGGAACCUGCAGAAUCAUGCCACAACAAAACAGUGUAGACUCGGAGCUGAGACCUAUUGUUAUUGACGGCAGCAAUGUUGCUAUGAGUCACGGCAACAAGGAAGUGUUCUCAUGCAGGGGCAUAGAGUUGGCAGUGGAUUUCUUCCUGGACAGAGGUCAUAAUAACAUCACUGUGUUUGUUCCCUCUUGGCGCAAAGAGUUGCCCCGAGCUGAUGCCCCUAUAACAGAUCAACACAUUCUGUUGGAGCUUGAAAAACGGAAAAUAGUGGCCUUCACCCCUUCCCGCCGGGUUGGUGGCAAGCGAGUGGUUUGCUAUGACGACCGCUUCAUUGUCAAACUUGCGCAUGAUUCAAAUGGCAUAAUUGUGUCCAACGACACCUACCGUGACCUUCAAGGAGAAAAACCUGAGUGGAAGAAAUGCAUUGAGGAGAGGCUCCUCAUGUACUCAUUUGUGAAUGACAAGUUCAUGCCUCCAGAUGACCCUCUAGGUCGACAUGGGCCUAACCUGGACAACUUUCUCCGGAAAAAGCCCCAGCCUGUUGAGCAGAAAAAACUGCCCUGUCCAUAUGAUAAAAAGUGCACUUAUGGCAUGAAGUGCAAGUACUACCAUCCUGAGAGGGCAAACCACUCCUACCUGUCCUUGGCUGAUGAACUGAGAGAGAAAGCACAAAUUUCUUUUGGAAAAGAAGAGAGAAAGGCAAAAUCAUCAGUCAACUAUCCUCAAUCUGAACCCGAGCCUUCUCAUCCUCGACACACACAUCUCCCUUGGGAUCAGCAGAUUUCCUCAGUUCCUGGUCACAUUAGUGAAAAUAAACUACUUAUCUGGGAAAACUUCAGAAAAAGCCCCAACCAGAUGCCGUCUUCAGCAAACGGAGGAAAGUGUCAAGAAGACUAUUCCGCAUCACACUAUAUGCCGAAUCGUUACUAUCCCAAUAUGUCUCGGGAAUAUUUUGAUUCUGGUUUUGGUUCGAGUGAGAGCUACUACUCUGACUUGCCGCCAUCCCUCAGCAGCACCCACAGACUUGGUUCUCAGCAUCAAAGCACCCUCCCUGGGCUCCAACGUUCCCCAGUUCACAUGGAGAACUGUAAUACCAGUCAUUGUGGCAAAUGCUGUUCCUACCCGCAUCAGCGGCAUCACGGCAACAUCGACUGCUGCAGUCAACCCAUCUAUGACACCUACAAUCCAAAUAUGUUCCCACACGGUGUACAUCAGCAACGGAGCCUGCCUGCCCAUUUCCAUAAAACUGCAACCCCCCAACUCCAUCAUAAUUACUGGUCAGAUCCCUUUCAGGGUGCGCCGCCAGCCAGGUCCUCAUGCCCCGCCCCCUCCUUGCCCUACCCUUCACACUGCCACAGCUCCUGUUGCUCCUAUGAGAAUCACCAGUACCAAACCUGGGGCCAGCAAAAGCAGCAACCGUCGCUGCCGUCGACUCCUGCUGCAUUCAAGCAAAAUAGGUCAGAAAUGCGCAAGAAACUGCACGCCAUCUUCAACCCAAACCAAGUGGAUAGUGUCAUGGAGAUGUUCCCGCACCUGAUGGAUGCUGAAGUUUUGGCUGCAGAGAUACUGAACAUGAAAGCUCAGGGGAUGAUAUUCUGAUCAUGGUUCUGCUCUCUUUGAUCUGGAAUAUCGAAAUAUUUAAGACAAGUUUCAAUGCAACAAAGUUAACAGGAAAAAAAAAAGAUCUGAAUAUGAUGGUGUUAUCGUGUCCACGUAGAUCCACAUCAAUGUUUUUUACAGCGACAAUGCAUUACAGGUGUGUUAGUUCUUGCACACUAAAACCAUCACAUUGAGGUGUGUUGGGGUUAAACACAAACACACGUUGAUUGAUUUGAACCUCUAGAUAGAUGGACACAUGUACUGAGAACUGAUGAACGCCCACAGAGAUAGAUUAAGUUAAUUAACUGAAAUAGAGAAACCGUUAACACAUUAAUCUCGUACCAAAAUAAUCAGUAGUUGCAGCCGUAUGUCAGUCAGAGAGUAUUAAAAAAUGUGUUUUUCAGGGAACUAAUAUAAAAUAUAUUGUAGCGAUGUUUCAUUCUAUCUGCUUUCUAUUAUGCUACUGAAAUAUUUAUGAAAAUUGAGCUCUUGCUGUGUUAUAUGUAUGACAUUGUUGUCAAAUGUAACUGUACCAUUCCAUUUUUGGAUGGAAUGUGCCUCUAGACCAAAGAUGACUUCAGGAGUUUUGACUGUUGAUGCAUAUUGUGUCAGGUAUUAUUUUAAGUUCUCGUGCUGUAUUAAAGGUUUUAUGCUUUUGCUUUCGCUGUAGUUCUCUGCAACAGCCUGCUCUUCCAGUAUUAUCUUUGAUCUGGCUGAUCUCACAAGGAAGCUAAACAGAGGUGACUUUUAAAACCACUUCACCUGAAUUAAAAGGAAUUUACCAAGUGUGCUUUUCCCUUUCCUGUAAAUGUGCAUUAUUUCCAUGAAACACGUACUGGCAAAAAUGUAAUUUAUGCAUGUUUUUAAGUGAAUAUUUUAAUAAAGAUAGAAAUAAAAAUGGUAAA
Messenger RNA from Poecilia reticulata (guppy), 2973 nucleotides. RefSeq names its product zinc finger CCCH-type containing 12Aa (gene zc3h12aa). Gene Ontology annotation, molecular function: metal ion binding; RNA endonuclease activity; mRNA binding. Gene Ontology annotation, biological process: 3'-UTR-mediated mRNA destabilization. The record is from RefSeq and is a predicted model, not a curated record. Gene Ontology annotation, cellular component: nucleus; cytoplasmic ribonucleoprotein granule. Lineage: Eukaryota; Metazoa; Chordata; Actinopteri; Cyprinodontiformes; Poeciliidae.